Molecule: messenger RNA, 1397 nt
Organism: Glossina fuscipes
Lineage: Eukaryota; Metazoa; Arthropoda; Insecta; Diptera; Glossinidae
Exons: 2
Coding region: 852-1397 (181 amino acids)
Source: RefSeq, a predicted model, not a curated record
UAUAGAGUGAGACUUCGUAAAUGCCCGUUCAACGAUGGACUACAACGGAUAAUACUAGGAAAUAUGUGAAGAAAGAUAAAUGUCCGCCCUGGAUUGUAAGCAUUUUAUUUCGAUUACGUUUUUGUGGAUUCUAGCUUUAUAUUAAUGGUUCCGAGUUAUGGUGUUUACCUAAUUUCACUAUUGCUGUGCGCUUUUUCCUGUACCCAACCAAAAAGACAGACAGACAGACACUCAGAUAGAAGACUACAUCGAUCAAUGACAUCAGCUGUGUCUUUUUGUCAUCCAAAGAAGUUGUCAUUGAGAUUCCGAUGGGCUAUAUAAUAAAAGGUGAAAAUUUCGUACAGAAUAUUUAGUCAGUUAUUGAAAGAAUAUCCGGGCUGGUGGAUUAGUAGUAGCGGACGUAGUUUAUCCGGAGUACUGUAUGGGAAGUUAGCCGACCGACUGACGGAGGAAAUUGGUGAGUGAGUUACUGUGAAAGACGUUGUAAGAAAAAUUCAGUUAGAUAUAGUUUGAGAAGGGUGGGUAGAAGACGGGGCGGUCAGACAAGAAUGAUAGACUAUAUUUGGUACGCGCGAAGCUUGAGGUUGGCGUUGGCAGUAAACACAAUGACCGGAAAUAUACGUGACAGCAAAAAUUUACAGCUUGAGACUGACAGCGAGGACGAGGUAGGUUUUUUGGGAUUCGACGUAGGAGUAAAACAGGUUGACACAAGUGAGAGAUAUGGUAGUAGGGGGAGAAGAAGCGACGGACGUUCAGGAUGCAAUAGAAAAACAGGUGACACAAGUGGGAGAGAGAUGUGAACAGGUGACAUAGGGAGAGAAGAAGCUACGGACGUUCAGGAGACAUUAGAAAUGACACACGGAUUGACUACGGUGCCCUGCGUAGUAGGUAGGGUAGACAUACAAAGUCCUGUAAAUGUUAUUGACGGCAUUUACACCAGCGAACCCUCGAUAUCGGCGCAUGCGAGGCUUAUUCAGGAGGUUUACCGGCUUCAAGCUAGAAAUGAGGAAUUGCAACGGCGCCUAGGAAGAUAUGAAGGCCAGGAGGGUGGACCAGAAACUGACAGCGUGGUGCCGGACAUUGGGGAGCUAAAAGAAGUCGUGAAGAAAUUGAUUCCAAACGACAAAAUUGUCCAAUUACACUUCGAUGAAGUGCUCACCAAUCAUCGGGUAGUGUAUUCGCGGGCGGAGGAAACACUACAUGGCUGCAAAUAUUUCGACGAGCGCACCAAGAGGAAAACGUGUGCCCACAAAACGGGCCCCGUCUUCGCCGUAAGAAGACUGAUGACGGCUUUUAAUAUGCUGAUGAGCGUCCUCCACACGUGGGAAUUUAGAUGCAAGAGUACUACAACACAAUCUCAAACUGGCGCGGAAGAUUGGAUUAGAGGGAAAAAUUAA